UUCCUUGAGAAUGGGUUUCAACGACUCCGGUGAACCUGCGGCAGCUGUUUCUAUAAGACUGAACUGCUUUUGUGAGUAAACUCCUCCUCCUCUGAGAUAACUACAAGUUCAGAGUACACGUGACCCAGUUGAAGAGAUGUGUGCUGUUAUUACAUCAAAUUCAUCGUUGCACUAGUGUACCCUCUGUGGAUGAAGCAAGUGUAAAAGCUGCCAGCACGUUAGUUUUGUAAAUACAGGCAGAAUGUCUGUUGAGUCCCAAGACAUAAUUAUCAUCGGAGGAGGUUUAUCGGGGCUUUCUGCUGCCAAGUUGCUAAGUGAGUCGGGGCUAAAUGUGCUGGUACUAGAAGCCCGAGAUAGGGUUGGGGGAAGGACCUACACUAUCCAAGGCCCCGUGUUUCAAUAUGUUGAUCUUGGAGGUGCCUAUGUUGGGCCCACACAGAAUCGAAUCCUACGACUUACCAAGGAGCUAGGGAUUCAAACCUACCUUGUAAAUGAAAAGGAGGCACUAAUUCAUCAUGUGAAGGGCAAGUCAUACCCAUUCCAUGGGUCGUUCCCUCCUGUUUGGAAUCCUUUUGCCUACUUGGAUUACAACAAUCUUUGGAGAACCCUGGAUAAAAUGGGAAAUGAGAUCCCGGCUGAUGCUCCUUGGAAAGCACCUCAUGCAGAAGAGUGGGAUGACCUCACCAUGAAACAGCUGAUAGAUAGCUUGUGCUGGACACAGACUGCCAAAAGCUUUGCACAGUUGUUUGUCAAUGUGAACGUAACUUCUGAGCCCCAUGAAGUAUCAGCUCUGUGGUUUCUCUGGUACAUCAAACAAUGUGGAGGGACAAUGAGGAUUUUUUCUACAACCAAUGGUGGCCAGGAAAGGAAGUUUGUAGGAGGAGCAGGAAAGAUAAGUGAGUACCUAGAAAAAAGGCUGAAGGACCAUGUGAAGUUGAAUAAACCGGUCGUGAAAAUUUGCCAAACUGAUACGUAUGUUAGUGUGGAGACCCUGGACAGAGAAAAAUACAAGUGCGCUUAUGUUAUAUGUGCUGUGCCUCCAGCUCUCACCCUGAAUAUGCACUAUGACCCCCCACUGCCACCCAUACGUAACCAGCUUAUCCAUCGUGUACCGAUGGGGUCAAUCAUCAAGUGUAUGAUGUACUACAAGCAUGCCUUCUGGAGAGAGAAAGGUUUCUGUGGCACUAUGAUGAUAGAAGAUGAAGAGUCUCCCAUCUCACUCACACUGGAUGACACUAAACCUGAUGGCUCAUGCCCAGCUAUCAUGGGGUUUAUCUUAGCCAGAAAGGCAAGGCGUCUUGUCAAUCUAACCAAACAGGAGAGGAAAGCAUACAUAUGUCAGAUUUAUGCCAGAGUCCUGGGCACAGAAGAGGCACUAAAUGCUAUUCACUAUGAAGAAAAAGACUGGUGUGGUGAGCAAUAUUCCGGAGGCUGUUACACUGCCUACUUCCCUCCAGGAACGUUCUUCCAGUUUAGCAGAGUUCUACGAGAGCCAUUUGGAAGGUUAUACUUUGCUGGCACAGAAACGGCCACAAAAUGGAGUGGCUACAUGGAUGGAGCUGUCGAGGCUGGAGAGAGGGCUGCCCGAGAGGUGCUAUGUGCAAUGGGCAGGAUCACAGAAUCAGAAGUCUGGAAAGAGGAGCCUGAAUCCCAGGAUGUUCCGUCUCUUCCAAUCACAAGAAGUUUCUGGGAGAAUCACCUGCCUUCAGUUCCUGGAUUCUUGACCAUUCUUGGUUUGUCGACUGUUCUGGCCGCUCUCACCACUGCCGGCACCUUCCUUUCUAAAAAAGGCUUGCCUCUCAAAUGUUUUUAAUGUUGUCUUUUUUUGGUGGGGGGGGGGGGGUGUUAUUUGAAGGACUUGUGUUACAGUGAGUAAAUGUGAAUUUCUUGAGGACAGCAUAUUCCUUACUGUCAGUCAGAGAAAGUGUGAGCCUAACAACCAGGAAUGAUAGGUAAUAAAAAAAAAAAAACAUGAAAGUAAAUGUAGAAUGUGUGCUGUAUAUACAAAGUGUACUUUACCAAGAGGCAGCAGGACAGGUGUCUUCUUUUCACAGAGAUUAUGCUUAAACCAACAAGGAAAGUAGAACCAAUUACUGCGUACAUUAUACUGUUUCACACAUGCACAAAAACAAUGACUACCUAGUGAUCUUGGAAUUCUAGAAUACUCCCUACCACUGGAGAACUGUUACCCAAUAGUGGUUGUACCAUAGUGCUGGUGUGGUGAGACUUUUCUUCUAUCAUUCCUUUUUGUUAGCACAACUCUUGUGCCACUGGAGGGAAUGUUUGCCACAGAAAGAAAUACUUAAAGAGCAUGUGACAAGAUUACCCUCAUAACAUUGUGCAUUUAGUUACUUCACCUGCAGAUUGCAGAAAGAAAACUCCCAUGAUUUACAAGAAAAAGAGUGCAGAAAACUAUAAUGGCAGAUACAGUCAUUCCCCUGCAUAAGUGUGGAUCUUCCACAGACCCAAGCAAUUCAGUGUCAGUCAGGACACUGGGAACCUCCAAACACUGGACCCAUCUCAGUUUGGAUUUGUCAAGGGCAGG
This is a messenger RNA of Protopterus annectens (West African lungfish), 2545 nucleotides long. Its product is annotated as amine oxidase [flavin-containing]-like. Gene Ontology annotation, molecular function: oxidoreductase activity. NCBI's taxonomy places the organism in Eukaryota, Metazoa, Chordata, Ceratodontiformes, Protopteridae. The coding region runs from base 242 to 1813 and encodes 523 amino acids. The record is from RefSeq and is a predicted model, not a curated record. The transcript is spliced from 15 exons.